AUGGGUCUGGUGUCGCUUAUUACGGGCUUCGUUGCUCCCAUCUUCAUUAUCAUUUCUCCCAUCACUUCAUAUGCGGAUCAGACGUACUCAAUACACCGCACAAAGUCAAGCGCGGGCUUCUCGCUGGAUAUUCCGUUGAUCAUGCUUGUGGCUUCGGUGUUGAGAGUGUUCUACUAUCCAGGCGCGCAAUUUGACAAGUCCUUGCUCAUACAAUCAUUCAUCAUGAUUGCCAUUCAGUUGGUUCUGUUGAAGGUUGCCCUCGAUCAUCGACCUGGUCCGUCAUCCAAAGGGGGAGAAAUGGCGAAUCCAUUUGCAGGGGCUCGUGAAGGAGAAUUCGGCAUCCAGAGACCAUACAACUUCUGGCAGUGGAGAUCUCCAAAACCAUACUGGCAGUUCCUCCUCUACCUCUUCCUCACACUUGUCUGCCUUGAGUUGGUGCUGUCACCAGUUCCAAGUCUGUACGCCACAUAUUCUGCCCUUAUUGGAAUAAUGGGACUAUCAAUCGAAGCGACCCUUCCCAUCCCGCAAAUCCUCUCGAACUUCCGCUCCCGAUCUGUUAAGGGCUUCAGAGUGUCAGUCCUUGCCAGUUGGAUUGCUGGUGAUAUUAUGAAGAUGUUCUGGUUCUUCACAGCGACUAGCGAGAUUCCAUGGACUUUCAAGCUCUGUGGUAUUUUCCAGAUGUGUUGCGACUUGUUCCUUGGAGGACAAUAUUGGGUAUAUGGGGAAGGCGAACCGGUCCUCAAGGGCCACCAUGAUAUCGCCAUGCGGAUGAACGGGCAUGCGCUUAAUGAGAAGGAUAUACGACUUGGGUAG
This is a messenger RNA of Cadophora gregata, 813 nucleotides long. RefSeq lists its product as uncharacterized. NCBI's taxonomy places the organism in Eukaryota, Fungi, Ascomycota, Leotiomycetes, Helotiales, Ploettnerulaceae. The transcript is spliced from 3 exons. Gene Ontology annotation, cellular component: endosome; trans-Golgi network. Gene Ontology annotation, biological process: phospholipid translocation; retrograde transport, endosome to Golgi. The record is from RefSeq and is a predicted model, not a curated record. Bases 1 to 813 code for a protein of 270 amino acids.